CGUUUCUCAUAACUCUUUCAGUCGUUCUUGUGCCAAUCAACAGGUGGCACUUGGCCACUCUGUUACCUGCUCCAUUCAAAUUUGUUCAGCAGAUAAUUUGGCAGCGAAGAACGCCCGCAGUGUUCACUUCUCGCCUUUCUACAUCGCACUUUCUUUAAAUAUAUUUUUUUGAGUUUUUGUUAAUGACUUUUUGUUUUAUUUUUUCACUUUUCUCUCUUCCAGAUAAUUUCGCGGAGCGUACACAAAUUGCUUUAUGUGGCAUGCCAACAAUAAUUGCGACAAACAAAGUGAAAUUAUUUCCAUAUCAAUGCAUAAAUCGUAAUUAAACAGCAGCCAAGCCACCCACAUAAAUUUGCGGCAAACGAUACAGCAAUUACACACAACAACAAUAAAACCAACACACGCCACUUCAUUGCCAAUUCAAAACACUCGCCGUUCGCUCACCAAUCAACGCACACGCAGUUCAGCGGCCCCGCACGGCCCACUGGGCACCGGCACCGCGGCACUCCGGCGAUCCGACUGAAAGCAGUUGAUCAGCGCUGCGUUUGCACGCACAACACGCGUCCGCGCACCGCUCUUGUGCGCCAAGAAUUGGCCGAGACGACGAUAAAUUCACCCGGUGACACAGAUUCUACGCGUUUGUUUUGAUCAGCUGCUUCGAACACGCUAACGGCAUACCGCACCUUCGCAGCGGCCAACGCGUGCCGGCCGGCAACUGUUGCUACUGAUCUCUAUCCUCGCAUACUCGCUUCGCGCUUUUUUUCGAAAUUACUUAUUCGAAAAUGUUGCGGCGCUCCAUUGGUGCCGCGCUGUUGGCGCUGCUGUGCCUUUGGCCCGCUCACUUGGACGCUUUUGUUGCGCAGCCGUUGGGCUGUCAUCACAAUGGCACUUGGUAUGCAGACAGAUCACUCGUGCCCACCGUGGAGAAGUGUCUCACGUGCCAGUGCCAGCGCAAGACGCUCGUCUGUCGUCUGAAGGUAUGUCCCGAAAUGCCGAUGCCACCGCCUCGCGGUUGCAUUGUGGUGCAGCAGCGGAACGCCUGCUGUCCGUAUCUGUCGUGCGCGCGUCUGGAUGCCUUCUACAAGAUACCGGCGACACGUCGCAUUAUCGCGUACUUGGAUCACUACGAACGGGAGUCAAUUGAUCGCGUCGUAAACGAUAAUAUGCUGCAACGGCGCUCCGACGACUCAGAGGUCGAUAUGUAUGUUUGCGUAAAGAACGGCACUGUGUACAAAUCCGGUUCGGCAAUGUCAUCCUCAAACCUCUGCACCUACUGCUAUUGUAUUGGUGGCACUGAGAAAUGCGUCAAGCCGAAAUGUAUGCUGCCGGUCGAAGGCUGUAAGCCCAUCUUUGUCGACUCCACCUGCUGCCCCGUGCGCUACGACUGCACAAGCAAGCCGUCCGGCAAGUCGUCGCAGGAGGUGCGCUACCGCAAGACCUCGAACAAGCAUUACCUACGCAUGUCACAGCGUCUGCAGCGCAAUCGCGGCUGCACCGUGAACAAGCAGUUCUACGUGGAGGGACAGAAAAUGCGCUCCGAUCCGGAUAAGCCGUGUGACAUUUGUUUCUGCAUACGUGGCACGCGCCGCUGUGCGCCAAAGAAAUGCUCACCUGCGCUGAAGAACUGCAUACCGGUGGUCCCGAAAGGCCAGUGCUGUCCAUCCAGCUACGAUUGUGGCAGUCAGCGUGCGCAGAGCUCACGUCAAUUCAAUUUAUUUUCAUUGUUGUUCGGCAAAGAAGAUGAGCUUAAUGGCAAUGACACCAAGAAAAUACCCGCUGAGUAUCCACCAGACAGGCAUCCGUCGGUGACAGUGACACACAAUCAAAAUAUACUGGAGAAGAACGAUGAGAAGAGCAUUUUGGACACUAUACGCGAAGGUUUGGAAAUUAUCGACGGGAAUAAUGAUGAAGUCAUUGCGCAAAAUAUAGAAAAGUUGGCAGCUCCUCUAACGCAGGUCGUCACGGAAUCGCAGAUAAGCACUCAAUCAACAGUGCCAGAAAACGCUGCCACUGAAGUAAGUUUCUUAGACUUGUUGCUGGGUACUGACGAGGAUGAACUGUCUACAAAAGUGACAGAAGAGGUUACACCUGAGUUGAAAACAACAACAGGAUAUGACGGUCUCUCGUGGGUGGACAUUCUGUUGGGUCCUGAUGAAGAUGAUCAGAAGCAAACAGGCACAACUGCAGGUGACAGAGCAAGUAUCUCCGAGACCACGGCAAAUUAUCAGAAUGACCUCAAAAGCACAAGUAUUGAUCGCAUCGAUCAAGACUUUGAAGAUUUCUCUGGCAGUGGUGAGAUUAUAGUGGGCGAACCACUAUCUAGUGAGUCGAGUGAGAGUUCACUUGUCGAAUUUCCUGGUCUGCAAAAAAGUAGUGUUGUCAAAGAGACGCAGGUCACACUACAAAAGCCGCUGUUGAAUAAUACUUCAGUUAUCAAUUCAGUUAAGCCGGACGAGCUAACCGUAGCAAAUACAGGAUCCCAGAAAACAACGUAUAGCACCACUGUAGCAACAACAAAAUCAAAUGCUACGAAAACCCCGCAACCGACAGUGUCCGUUAAACACACAACUCCUACUGCCAAAACUACACAAAGGCCCGCAACCAAGUCCAGUGCAAAACCCACCCAAAGCACCACCAAGCCCACGCCGAAACCCUCACAAAAACUCCCACAGAAACCCAUAGAAUUAAAAUUCAAGCCAAAAACAACGCAAAAACCAGUCGAGAAGUUGCAAAAAAUUACCACAACCCGACCUCUGAACACUACUCAAACAGAGUUACAAAAUACAACAGAAAAGAAGAAGAAUGGUCUUCUGACAGCCCUGCUUGAUGGUCUUUCCGAUAUGCUUAACUCUGAAAACGUAUUCAACACCACUCAAAGCAAAGUUCCCUCGAACAGUACAUCUACCACAUCUUCAACAACGAAGCGACCGAAGGACACAAUUGUAUUGCCUACGCCAAAGCCCAAACCGUUACCCUCAUUUAAACCCUUACCCAUGCGAAUAAAUUCUAAGAUAGCGAAUCUGACUGUAACAGCCGAAGUUGUCAAAACGAGUCUUCGACCUAAUGUCACCGCUUUCAAACCUUUGCCGGAGCAUAUGAUCAAGUCCCCAAUGGCGUCCACACAAGCACCAGUGACCAGCACAACAACACCUCAGAGCAGUACAAGCGACACUUUUACUACAACUACCAAUAGCACAACAACCGAAAAAUCAACUUCCACCACUGGCAUCACGACAACGACAACAAAAACGACUACUGCUAGUAGCACCACCGCUGCAGCAAUUUCAAGCAGUACCCCUAAGCCAGUACUAAUUAAUACGAACCCGACUAUAUUAGAGUCGGAUCCUUUCGACGCCAACGCUGAACCCACUUUACCUCCCAGUCUGCCCAAUCUGAAAAUAAUUCCUUUUCUGCCAACGGAUGCCGUGAAAGCGGACCGCACCAAGCCACUUUACGACUUCUAUCACAGCAAUGCGCCGACGGCUAAAAUCGACUACGAUCAAUAUGACGAGGGCAGCAUAUAUCCAGCUAUCACUGAGCCACACUUUCCCAACUAUCCGGACAUAGCGGAUGGUAGUAAAGCGGAGUAUAUCUACAAGUUCAAUGUGGAGGGUCCAUCGCCACCGGUAACGUCGUCGACUGCAGGUAAGUCGGACGGUUCAAGUGGAGGGGCAGCAGCUUUUGUGAAAUACGACUUUGUUGGAACGGGAGACGAGCAUAAAGGCUUCUCACCUCCCACCAAAACCGAAGGCGGUUUCGUACCCAAAGACCCACUCGUUUUAAGUGAUGUGGACGAGCAAAUUGAUUCACUACCCUACGUGGAUACUGGCUAUCAAGUAACCAAGCAUUUAAUUGACAUAACUACAGGUGACCCACUCAGAGAGAAUUCAACGAAAGUUAUCGAAAUCACUACACCCGACCCAUUUAAGGAUGUUAUUCGAACUGAACAGCCACCCGAUCUGACCUCACUUAUUGAAGAUAAGGAGCACAUUUUAGUUCAAAAGCCCUUACAACUUCAGCCUCCUAAGGUGUUUGAGGACCCCGAGAAUAUAAGUCAGUCCCUUAUACACAUUACCACUGCAGUACCACAGUCGGCGAAUGCUUUAGACGACGAACUACCACUUCCAACAUUGUUCGCCGAAACAACUAUUGAACAAAACGAUUCGAGACAGCCGAAUGCGGAACACCAGAACACUAUUGCGUCCUUUUUAGAUUUGCUUUUGGGUGGUGAAACCGAUUUGGCUGAGAGUCAUACGGCACAUAAUUUGAGUGCUAGCAGUAGUACAGUGCCUCCUUUUAAAACCUUGCCACAAGCUUCGUUAGAACUUUUGCCCGACAUCACCACCACAUCUGCAACUGUAAAGCCUAAGAGAGUUACAACAACUACUAGAGUACCAACAAACUCAACGGCAACCAACAACACAACGAAACGGAUUGCUGUUAAGACAAACUCUACCGCUUCGUCGCUCCCCGCAUUCAGCAAGUUGAAUGGCACUGCAACUGCUACCAACAACAACACAAAGCCUAUGCCAAGUCCGAAAACACCCAUAACACAGAAAAACCGUGUGGGCACCACAUCCACCUCCAUAACAACAAAGAUUUCAUCAACAACGCGUCCAAAAAGUACACGACCAAAAUCGGGCUCGACACGCCGUCAAACCACAAAGACUCCAAUCGGUAUAGUGGCGAGCCAAAAGCGAAUGAACAGCACGUCAGCUCUACGUAACCCCAACAAUAGAAACACCACUACCAGUCCUCUCCCACCAUCAACAUCAAAAAGCACGGCGGCCGCAAACAAACCGCUGCAGCGUUCACCAUUUGACACGCUGCCCUUCAUGGACACUAGCUUUGAGGUUAAACGCACUACCGAGCGUCCAUAUGUUGUCGGACAACACACCGGUGGUGACUUUUUAGGUCUUCUAUAUUAUAAAAACUCACUGAAUCAGGUCGAGGGGCUGGAACCGGCACGUGGAAGUGCUCUGCAAGGUACGUCUUCAUUCAGCAGCAGUGCCACAGAGCGGACGACUGCGACAACCACAACGACGACUAGUGCACCUUUAGUGCAAAGAAACAUCGAACAAAUUAUUUCGGCGACAGCGUCGGCACCAGUCGCUUUGGACACGCCCACAGCGGCAAAUCCACUGGAAGCGCAACACACUGCCUCAAACAGUUUAAUUGACCCGUCGGGUGUGCUCAAAUUGGCCGGUUGCAAUAUCUACGGGCGCAUGUAUCGGGUGGGUCGCAUCAUACUGGAGUUGUCCAGCCCGUGCUUGGAAUGCAAAUGCACCGAGGUGGGCGUGAAGUGUGGCCAAUUAGAGUGUUAACUGACCGAGUGGUUGCAGUGUGUGGUUAGAAGACUUAAGAUUGAUUAGUAGUAGAAGCGGUGAGAAUAUUUAUGCCAGAGUGCGGUGCAGCGGGUGCCAAGUGGCGCCCGUUCUUUAGCUUUAGUUUGAUGUUUGGCUUCGCGAAGAGUGAGACCAAUUUAAUUAUGAGUAUUUUAUCUUUAACUUUAAUGUGUAUGUGCUUAAGUUGUAUAUUUAGCGAGAAUAUAUUUAUAAAAUUAGUCACCUAAGCUUAGUAGUAAGUGAUUUGAAUUAACUUCGAAGCGAAGCAAUCAGAAUAAUAAAUAUAACGAAUUAUCAUAGUACUCGAACGCGCUGUUCUUU
Molecule: messenger RNA, 5666 nt
Organism: Bactrocera dorsalis (oriental fruit fly)
Lineage: Eukaryota; Metazoa; Arthropoda; Insecta; Diptera; Tephritidae
Product: mucin-5AC
Exons: 5
Coding region: 783-5324 (1513 amino acids)
Molecular function (GO): protein binding
Source: RefSeq, a predicted model, not a curated record